Molecule: messenger RNA, 628 nt
Organism: Xenopus laevis (African clawed frog)
Lineage: Eukaryota; Metazoa; Chordata; Amphibia; Anura; Pipidae
Product: formin-2-like
Exons: 3
Coding region: 6-572 (188 amino acids)
Source: RefSeq, a predicted model, not a curated record
UCCAGAUGUGGCAACCAGAAACCAGCCCAAUGCACUGCUUGCAACAUGCCUUGAUAAUAUUGCCAGUUCUGGCAGUGAUUGGAGGAUGCUUCUUCCUCUGUACAAUCUUUUAUGAAGAGGAUCGGAAAGUAGUUGAACAGGCCCGCACCCCAAGCCCACCACCUGAAUUGAACCUACAGGACAUACUGGUGUACGACUCUGAAGAUCCUGGAUAUGCUGCUCAGCCUUCUCUAGAAUUGGCUCCUGAGUCUCCAGAUUCUGCUGCAGAACUACCUGCUCAGCCCCCAGAUCUUGAUACAUGCAGGUUCUGCUGCUUUCCCUUUCUAGGACUGGCUCCUAAGCUUUCAGAUCCUUCUCCAGAGAUAACAGCUCAGCCUCCAGAUCCUUCUCUAGGACUGGCUCCCGAGCCUCCAGAUCCUGCUCCAGAACUACCUGCUAAGCCUCCAGAUCCUUCUGUAGGACUGGCUCCCGAGCCUCCAGAUCCUGCUACAGAACUACCUGCUGAGUCUCCAGAUCCUGAUACAUGCAGGUCCUGCUGCUUUCGCUUUCCCUUUCCUAGGACUGGCUCCUGAGCUUCCAGAUCCUGCUCCAGAACUACCUUCAUUAAUGAAGCCAUGUUUGCCGUUGU